Messenger RNA from Rangifer tarandus platyrhynchus (Svalbard reindeer), 1575 nucleotides. NCBI's taxonomy places the organism in Eukaryota, Metazoa, Chordata, Mammalia, Artiodactyla, Cervidae. The record is from the annotation of a GenBank genome assembly.
AUGCUGCGCCGGGGGCUGCUCGCCUGGGCCUCCCGCGUGGUGGUCUUGCUCGUGCUCGUCUGCUGCGCGGUGUCCGUCCUGUACAUGCUGGCCUGCACUCCGCGGGGCGACGAGGAGCGGCUGGGGCUGCCCCGAGCCAACGGCCCCACAGGCAGGGCCGGGUCCCAGGCGGCCGCGCUUGGCUGGGAGGAGCGCCACCACGACCACGUCGGGAGCCUUAAGAGGCAGAUCGCGCAGCUGCAGGACGAGCUGCAGGAGCGCAGCGAGCAGCUGAGGGCCGCGCGGCAGCUGGCCGGGGAGCCCGCGGGCGCGCCGGGCAGGGCCCAGGCCGACCUGCUGGCCUUCCUGCGCUCGCAGGUGGACAGGGCGGAGGUGCACGCCGGCGUCAAGCAGGCCACCGAGUACGCCGCCGUACCCUUCGACAGCUUCACGCUGCACCGGGUGUAUCAACUGGAGACCGGCCUCACCCGCCACCCCGAGGAGAAGCCGGUGCGCAAGGACAAGCGGGACGAGCUGGUGGAGGCCAUCCAGUCGGCCGUGGAGGCCCUCAACAGCCCCGCCGAGAGCAGCCCCGACCAGCGGCCCUACACGGCCUCGGACUUCAUCGAAGGCAUCUACCGUACAGAGAGGGAUAAGGGCACUUUGUACGAGCUCACGUUCCGAGGGGACCACAAGCACGAGUUCCGGCGCCUGGUCUUGUUCCGGCCCUUCGGCCCCAUCAUGAAGGUGAAGAAGGAGCAGCUGAACAUGGCCAGCACGCUGGUCAACGUCAUCGUGCCACUGGCCAGGAGGGUGGACAAGUUCCGGCAAUUCAUGCAGAACUUCAGGGAGAUAUGCAUCCAACAGGAUGGGAGGGUUCAUCUCACUGUCGUUUACUUUGGAAAAGAAGAAAUGGAUGAGGUCAAAGGAAUACUUGAGAACACUUCCAGAGCUGCCAGCUUCCGGAACUUCACCUUCAUCCAGCUGAGCGGGGAGUUCUCUCGGGGGAAGGGGCUGGACGUGGGCGCCCGCUCCUGGAAGGGCAGCAAUGUGCUGCUCUUCUUCUGCGACGUGGACAUCUACUUCACCUCCGACUUCCUCAACACCUGCAGGCUGAACACGCAGCCAGGGAAGAAGGUGUUUUAUCCCGUCCUUUUCAGUCAGUACAAUCCUGGCAUAAUAUACGGCCAUCACGACGCAGUCCCUGCCUUGAUGCAGCAACUGGUCAUAAAGAAGGAGACUGGAUUCUGGAGAGAUUUCGGGUUCGGGAUGACGUGCCAGUAUCGGUCUGACUUCAUCAACAUAGGCGGCUUCGACCUGGACAUCAGAGGCUGGGGCGGCGAGGACGUGCACCUCUACCGCAAGUAUCUGCACAGCAACCUGGUGGUGGUCCGCGCGCCCGCGCGGGGCCUCUUCCACCUGUGGCACGAGAAACGCUGCGAGGACGAGCUGGCGCCCGAGCAGUACCGGAUGUGCAUGCAGUCCAAGGCCAUGAACGAGGCGUCCCACGGGCAGCUGGGCAUGCUGGUCUUCAGGCACGAGAUCGAGGCCCACCUCCGCAGACAGAGACACAAGACGGGCAGCAAGAAGUCAUGA